UCCGUUCUAAUUAUCACACACAAAAAUACUUCAAUUUCAACUAUUACACACUCUUCUCUUCUUCCAUAAUUCAAUUCCCUUUCAAAUCUAUUCCCAUGGCCACCGAAGAACCAAUUAUCGCCGUUGAACCUGUGCCUGAGCCAGCGAUCGCCGAACCUCCAUCCUCUGAGAAAGUGGAGGAGCCAAAGGCCGAAGCUGGGAAGACGAAGAAAACGAAGGAAUCCAAACCUAAAAAAGCUUCCAAGCCACGAAACCCUGCUUCACAUCCUACCUACGAAGAGAUGAUUAAGGACGCAAUUGUUUCGUUGAAGGAGAAGAAUGGUUCAAGCCAAUACGCGAUUGCGAAAUUCAUUGAAGAGAAACACAAACAGCUUCCUGCUAACUUUAAGAAGCUAUUGCUCCAAAAUUUGAAGAAGAACGUUGCUUCUGGAAAGCUUGCUAAGGUGAAAGGUUCAUUCAAGCUUUCUGCAGCGGCUAAGAAGCCAGCAGUUGCCAAGCCGAAGGCAAAGCCAGCUGCCAAGAAGGCUGUGAAAGCUAAGCCAGCCGCUAAGCCUAAAGCUAAAGCUGUUGUCAAGCCUAAGACUGCUUCAAAGGCCAAAUCUGUUACCACCAAACCCAAAGCGGCUGCCGCCAAGCCCAAAGCUGCUGCCAAGCCCAAGGCUGCUGUGAAACCUAAAGCUGCUAUCAAGCCCGAGGCUGCUGUCAAGCCUAAAACUGUUGCUAGGCCCAAGGCAAAGUCUGCAAAGGUUGCGAAGACAUCGACGAGGACUACACCAGGGAAGAAAGUUGCUGUUGUGAAGACCGCACCUAAGAAAGCAGCGGCUGCAAAGAAAGCUCCGGUGAAGAGUGUGAAAGCAAAGAGUGUAAAGUCCCCUGCAAAGAAGGCUUCCGGGGUGAAGAGAGGUGGAAGGAAAUGAGAGUUUUGUGUUCUAGCUUUAGCAUUGUAAAGUUCUUGUGUUGUUUUUUGUUUAAUACUAUUAGUUUAUAUAAUAUAGUUCAUUAUAA
Vicia villosa (hairy vetch) is the source of this 1005-nucleotide messenger RNA. Its product is annotated as histone H1-like. The transcript has 2 exons. Bases 96 to 917 code for a protein of 273 amino acids. NCBI's taxonomy places the organism in Eukaryota, Viridiplantae, Streptophyta, Magnoliopsida, Fabales, Fabaceae. Gene Ontology annotation, molecular function: double-stranded DNA binding; structural constituent of chromatin; nucleosomal DNA binding. Gene Ontology annotation, cellular component: nucleosome; nucleus. The record is from RefSeq and is a predicted model, not a curated record. Gene Ontology annotation, biological process: nucleosome assembly; chromosome condensation; negative regulation of DNA recombination.